This is a messenger RNA of Chenopodium quinoa (quinoa), 1981 nucleotides long. Its product is annotated as probable methyltransferase At1g27930. The coding region runs from base 1135 to 1980 and encodes 281 amino acids. Gene Ontology annotation, biological process: xylan biosynthetic process. The transcript has 2 exons. NCBI's taxonomy places the organism in Eukaryota, Viridiplantae, Streptophyta, Magnoliopsida, Caryophyllales, Amaranthaceae. The record is from RefSeq and is a predicted model, not a curated record.
AUAUAUAAAAAAGAUAUACUAAGGACACACCAUAAGAUGACACGUGUCAUUGCUAGUGUGUCUUUUAGUAUAUAGUAGUUAUUGAUAUAUCAAUAAGAUCUAUAAGGAAAAUAUAUCACAAUAAUAUAUUUUCCUAUAUUUCUAUUCCUAACACAUGUUCAUAAUAAUAUCAAAUCGUCAUUUAAUUUGUUAUGUCGGUACAAGCAAACAAAUAUCAAGAUUUCAUAGCGUUGUAUGGAUUCACGUUGAAUCAAUAUUUUACCAAUUAAAUUAUACCAUUAUUCACGUUUGUCGUUGACGUAUGACAUAGUAGGUUCAUUAUUCCAGCACGUUGAAAGAUCUAGACACCAACUACGAGUAGCACACAUUUAUCAAUAGCUUAGAUCAUUAGAGUAAGACUAGACAUUUAUCUAUCGAUAUGUUUAUGAGUAUUACUUGUAGUCGUAAGUCAUAAACAUUAAGUAUCAAUUGGUUGUUGGUGCAAUGACGAUUGGGACUGCACUUGGUAGUGUAGUAGGAAGAACCGUGUGUUUAAUUCCCCGCAACAAUAAUUAGGAAGAUAUUGGAAUCUAAUCACUCGGAGCUAAUCAUAUAUAACCCCAAUUCCAAAUUAGCUCAAAAGGAUAAGGAGAGUUUCUUUUUUAACAAUAAAGAGAGUUUAGAAGUAAGAGAGAACCUAAAUUUUUACAUCUAAGCUCACCAACUUAUCAGUAAAUUAAAGAGUAAAAAUAUUUAUUUCAUCAAGUGUCUUCAUAAUUUGUAGGAUGAACUAAAAAAAAAGAGUAAUUACCCUACAAAAGCGCAUGAAAUUUGAGCCAUGAAUUAAAUUAAAUCCAAACAAAAAAUUACAACAUUUAUAAAAACAAUUAAUUAAUCAUGACAAUUAUAUGUGUUACCUAACCAAGCACCUUCCAACUCCGAACAUCUAGACAAAUGUAAAUCUCGUUAACUAACAAUAAAAAAACAUCUCCUUAGACAUGAAUGAAUUACACCAAAAAUAUUACAAACAACAACAAUCACUAAUUAUUCACCUCACUUUCAUUUCGUACUAUAAAAUUUCUCAUCUUCGUUGUAAAUAAGUUAUUUAUCUUUCAACAUAGAUCUCACAAAUUAAUUUUUUUUUUUAAAUAAAAAAUGAAGCCACGGCGAUUACCACUAGACAGGCCAUGGCUAGCGGUACCAUUAGUGGUGGCAGUAAUGAUCGCCAUGGCAUUUCUAGUCGUAAACUUCAAGUUGGUCACGACGAAGGCCGGGUUGUUCUGUGGGACGACAUCAGCGAUUGAGAGAAAUGUUAUACCAAUACAACUUCAUGCCGUGUUACAUUAUGCUACUACCCGUGACAUACCACAACAGUCUACUGCUGAGAUCCGGGUUAGCUUUGAUGUGUUAUUCUCUCUUUACCCUUGUAAUUUCUUGGUUUUUGGGCUGGGCCAUGAUUCGUUGAUGUGGGCCUCAUUUAACCCAAAUGGGUUCACCAUGUUCCUAGAAGAGGACCCUAAUUGGAUCAAGACGGUUCUCACCAAGGCCCCAAAUAUAAGGGUCUAUCCAGUGGGCUAUAAGACCCAUCUUUAUGAUGCUAAGAAUUUGUUGGCCCAUUAUAAGGCUGAGCCCAAUUGUUUACCCCCUAAGUUGCAUCUUCAAGGUAACACCAAAUGCAGGUUAGUCCUAAGUGAUCUACCAAAUGAAGUGUAUGACAAAGAGUGGGAUGUGAUAAUGAUAGACGGACCAAAGGGGUACCUACCGGACUUGCCGGGGCGGAUGGCAGCAAUCUACACGGCGGCAGUGAUGGCGAGGAUGAGGACGAGGCCAGGGGUAACCCAUGUAAUAUUGCAUGAUGUUAAUAGGAAAGUAGAGAGGGUAUAUGCUCAAAGGUUUCUUUGUAGAAAGUAUUUGGUAAAGGCUGUAGGUAGGCUUUGGCAUUUUGUUAUACCUCCUGCUUCUAAAGACCAGGAUCUAACGCCUAAUACAUUUUUCUGUUGAU